GAAAUAAAUGCGUAUACAUACAUGCGCCAUGGGUAUUUCACAAUGCGUGCACACCCUGUUGAAAAGGAAGGUGGAACAAGCUUUCAGUUUCAUAACACACACCAAGGCUAAGAAGGGGAAGCCAUGGCCGACAAGGUUCUGAAAGAGAAGAGGAAUCUGUUUGUUCAUUCAGUGAGCAAGGGUACAAUAAAUGGCUUGCUGGAUGAGCUAUUAGGAAAAAGAGUGCUGAACCAGGAGGAGAUGGAAAAAGUAAGAGAUGAAAAUGCUACAGCUGAGGAUAAAGCCCGGUUUUUGAUAGACAUUGUUAUUUGUAAAGGACGUCAGGCAUGCCAAAUCUGCAUCAGCCACAUUUGUAAAGAAGACUCCCACCUGGCAGGAAUACUGGGGCUCACCUCAGGUUCACAGUCUGGAAAUUAUCUUAGACAAGAAUCCAAAGCAUUGUUCCCUCCUUUUCCAGCUCCUCAGGCAAUACAGGAUAACCCAGUUAAGCUUGCAUCUUCAGGACCAGGAGGGAACCUCAAGCUUUGCCCCCCAGAAACAGCCCAAAGAAUAUGGAAAGAAAAAUCAGGAGAGAUUUACCCAAUAAUGGAAAGGUCAAACCGCACACGUCUUGCCCUCAUUAUCUGCAACAUAGAGUUUGAAAAUCUUUCCAAAAGAGAUGGAGCUGAUGUUGAUACCAGAAAUAUGAAGAUGCUACUAGAAGGUCUGGGAUACAAUGUGGAUGUGAAAGAAAAUCUCACUGCUUUGGAAAUGGCUUUAGAACUGAAGGCAUUUGCUGCUCGCUCAGAGCACCGGACCUCUGAUAGUACUUUUCUGGUACUCAUGUCUCAUGGAAUUCGGGCUGGCAUUUGUGGGAAGAAAUACUCUGAAGAAGUCCCAGAUGUAUUAAAACUUGAUGACAUCUUUCAAAUUUUGAACACCUGGAACUGCCCAACUUUGAAGGACAAACCCAAGGUGAUCAUUAUCCAGGCUUGCCGUGGUGAGAAGCAAGGAAUGGUAUGGGUAAAUGAUUCAGUAGCAGCUUCUGGAAAUUGUUCCUUAGUGGCCCCAGAAGAUUUUGAGGCUGAUGCCAUUAAGAAAGCCCACAUAGAGAAGGAUUUUAUUGCUUUCUGCUCUUCGACACCAGAUAAUGUUUCCUGGAGACAUCCCAUAUUGGGCUCUCUUUUUAUUAUUCAACUCAUCAAAAAUUUUCAAGAAUAUGCCUGGUCCUGUGACCUGGAGGAAAUUUUCCGAAAGGUUCGAUUUUCAUUUGAGCUGCCAGAUGGUAAGGUACAGAUGCCCACCACUGAAAGAGUGACUUUGACAAGAUGUUUCUACCUCUUUCCAGGAUAUUAAAGAAGCCAGGAGUUCUGUCAUUCUAUAACUGUUUCGGAAUCCUGUUGGCAGAAAACAGACAUUUCUUUAAACAUUUCAAUAAAUUUGAAAUAGAAAUGAAA
This is a messenger RNA of Dama dama (fallow deer), 1436 nucleotides long. It is a transcript of the gene CASP1, whose product is annotated as caspase 1. Bases 124 to 1335 code for a protein of 403 amino acids. Gene Ontology annotation, biological process: proteolysis; regulation of apoptotic process. The record is from RefSeq and is a predicted model, not a curated record. The transcript is spliced from 10 exons. Lineage: Eukaryota; Metazoa; Chordata; Mammalia; Artiodactyla; Cervidae. Gene Ontology annotation, cellular component: protein-containing complex. Gene Ontology annotation, molecular function: caspase binding; cysteine-type endopeptidase activity.